GGAGGCGGUCCACCCCGGCGCACACACAGCACACCUUCAGAUGAAGAUGAAGUAGCAGCAGCAGUCGAUCAGCAGAGCAACAACAACGUCUGUCCCGCGGAUCCGGAGGUUUUCUUUUCUUCAGGGGGAACAGGUGACGGACAUCCAGUCAGCUGCUUCAUCGUCCAUCGGUGGAGAUUACCGCAGUUUCACCUCCCCUCCUCGUGCGCACCCUGCGUUUGUCACAAUAGAUGUUUCUCAACUACAUGCAUUUCGACCUGAUCAUCUAAGCCCGGUCCACCACCAUGGAAAAUGCGCACACUAAAUCGGCGACCGAAGUUUUGGACUACUUCGGCGUGAACGAAAACACUGGGCUGACUUUGGAGCAGGUCAAAGUCAAUUUUGAGAAAUAUGGAGCAAACGAGCUCCCAGCUGAAGAAGGGAAGUCCCUGUGGGAGCUGGUGGUGGAGCAGUUUGAAGACCUCCUGGUCAGGAUCCUGCUGCUAGCUGCCUGUGUCUCAUUUGUGUUGGCCCUGUUCGAAGAGGGAGAGGAGACAACCACCGCCUUUGUUGAGCCAGUUGUCAUUCUUCUUAUCCUCAUCGCCAACGCUGUUAUCGGAGUCUGGCAGGAGAGAAAUGCUGAGAAUGCCAUCGAAGCUCUGAAGGAGUACGAACCAGAGAUGGGGAAGGUGUACCGCAUGAACCGCAAAGCCGUCCAGAGGAUCAAAGCCAGAGACAUCGUCCCGGGAGACAUAGUAGAGGUGGCAGUUGGUGACAAAGUGCCUGCUGACAUCAGAGUGACCUCCAUAAAGUCCACCACGCUGCGAGUAGACCAGUCCAUCCUCACAGGGGAGUCUGUGUCUGUCAUCAAGCACACCGACCCUGUCCCUGACCCCAGAGCCGUCAACCAAGACAAGAAGAACAUGCUGUUUUCUGGCACAAACAUCGCUGCAGGCAGAGCUAUUGGUAUUGUUGUCGCCACCGGUGUUUCCACAGAGAUUGGUAAAAUCCGUAACCAGAUGGCUGCUACAGAGCAAGAGAAGACGCCGCUGCAGCAGAAGCUAGAUGAGUUUGGCCAGCAGCUCUCAAAGGUCAUCUCCCUGAUCUGCAUCGCUGUGUGGGUCAUCAACAUCGGACACUUUGGGGACCCGGUUCACGGCGGCUCCUGGGUUAGAGGGGCAAUCUAUUACUUCAAGAUUGCUGUGGCAUUAGCUGUGGCUGCUAUUCCAGAGGGCCUACCUGCAGUCAUCACCACCUGUCUGGCCCUGGGGACAAGACGAAUGGCCAAGAAGAAUGCCAUCGUACGCAGCCUGCCAUCAGUCGAGACCCUGGGCUGUACGUCUGUUAUCUGCUCCGACAAGACAGGGACCCUCACCACCAACCAGAUGUCCGUCUGUAGAAUGUUCGUCACAGACAAGGUGGAAGACUCAAACUGCAACCUUCACGAGUUCUCCAUAACAGGUUCUACGUAUGCCCCUGAGGGACAAAUACUGAAAGGAGACAGGCCGGUGCAGUGUGGCGACUAUGAUGGACUUCUGGAGCUGGCCACUGUGUGCUCCAUGUGCAAUGACUCCUCACUGGACUACAAUGAGGCCAAAGGAGUGUAUGAGAAGGUGGGAGAAGCCACAGAGACGGCUCUAACAACUUUGGUUGAGAAGAUGAACGUGUUCAAGACUGACCUGUCCGGACUCAGCAAGGUGGAACGAGCUGGUACCUGCAAUGGGGUGAUCAAACAGUUGAUGAAGAAGGAGUUCACCCUGGAGUUUUCUCGUGACCGCAAGUCCAUGUCUGUUUACUGCACUCCUGUCAAGCCAGGAUCUCAGAGCAAGAUGUUUAUCAAGGGUGCUCCAGAGAGUGUGAUCGAGCGCUGUCAGUACCUGCGGGUAGGAACAGGGAGGGUGACACUGACACCAGCUCUGCGUGACCAGCUGUUGUCGAAGAUCAGGGACUGGGGAACAGGCAGGGACACGCUGCGCUGCCUGGCUCUGGCGACACAUGACAACCCGCCACGCAAAGAGGACAUGGACCUGGAGAACUCCACUAAGUUUGUUCAGUAUGAGUUGGGUCUCACCUUUGUCGGCUGUGUGGGCAUGCUCGACCCGCCGAGGAAGGAGGUGAUUGGUUCAGUGAAACUGUGCAACGAGGCGGGUAUCCGAGUAAUCAUGAUCACAGGAGACAACAAGGGCACAGCUGUGGCCAUCUGCAGACGGAUUGGCAUCUUCAGCGAGGAGGAGGAUGUGACGGGAAAGGCUUACACGGGUCGCGAAUUUGAUGAUCUUGCGCCGGAGGCCCAGAGAGAGGCGGUGAAACGAGCGAGGUGCUUCGCCCGGGUGGAGCCGGCUCACAAGUCCAAGAUCGUUGGUUACCUACAAUCGUUUGAUGAGAUUACAGCCAUGACAGGAGAUGGUGUGAACGAUGCUCCAGCCUUGAAGAAAGCAGAGAUCGGCAUCGCUAUGGGAUCCGGCACGGCGGUGGCAAAGUCCGCAUCUGAGAUGGUUCUGUCUGAUGAUAACUUCUCCACCAUUGUGGCUGCUGUGGAGGAAGGCAGGGCCAUCUACAACAACAUGAAGCAGUUCAUCAGAUACCUCAUCUCCUCCAAUGUGGGAGAAGUCGUCUGCAUUUUCCUGACAGCCAUCCUGGGUCUUCCUGAGGCUCUAAUUCCAGUCCAGCUGCUGUGGGUGAAUCUGGUGACUGACGGCCUGCCAGCUACUGCUCUGGGCUUCAACCCCCCAGACCUGGACAUCAUGGACAAACCCCCUCGCAACGCCAAAGAGCCCCUCAUCUCUGGAUGGCUCUUCUUCAGAUAUCUGGCUAUUGGAGGAUAUGUGGGUCUUGGAACAGUGGGUGCUGCAACAUGGUGGUACCUGUUUGAUGACGAAGGACCACAAGUGACUUUCUAUCAGCUGAGACACUUCAUGCAGUGCACAGAGGCCAACCCCAUGUUCCAGGACAUAGACUGUGAGGUAUUUGAAUCCCGCUACCCCACGACCAUGGCUCUGUCAGUGCUGGUCACCAUCGAAAUGUUCAACGCCCUCAACAGUUUGUCAGAGAACCAGUCUCUGAUCAGGAUGCCUCCCUGGGUCAAUAUUUGGCUGCUGGGAGCCAUCAUCCUGUCCCUCUCCCUCCACUUUGUCAUCCUCUACAUCGAGCCUCUGCCGUUGAUCUUCCAGGUGACCCCUCUGCGCUGGUCCCAGUGGAUUGUGGUCCUGAAGAUUUCCAUCCCAGUCAUCCUCCUGGAUGAGGCACUGAAGUAUAUGUCCAGGAACCAUAUAGAAGGUGAUGAAGACAAGAAAUAUCGCAGGAGAUGGCAGCUGAACUAAGACCUCUCCCUCAACACACUCACACACUUAGACACACAUGCCUUCCCUAUUCCCUUUACAACUAGGAACCUUCUCUCUCCCUGUCCUUGUUCCCCACUCCUGCAUGUCCAACAAACCAACCACCACUAGAAAAACGAGCAGCAGGGCUUGCAUGUGAACAAGAGUGCAAGAAAGUACGAGAGCAUGCGUGCAUGGCUUUGUAUGAGUGUGUGAGUAAAUGAGAAGUGUGUGUGUUUUGUGUGUGUGAAAAGGCAGAUGCAGACCUGUCUUGAUAGAUGCGAGAACGAGAAACAAAGGCUAAAAAAAAAAAGAUAAAUCCGCCUAGGGCUCUGCUUUUUAACGAUUUCUGCUCAUCGGUUUCUCGACUGUACAGUACAAACAUAGUGGUGCAGAAACUGGACUUUUUGGGGAGGGAAGGAGAGGGAGGACAGGGGAAUAAGGGUUAAUAAUAAUAAUUGUCGGGAUGGGAAGGGAGGGUUUUAGAUUAGCACAGGGACUGAAAGAGAGAUUGAGAGGCCCAUCAUGGAGAAGAGACUUGUGUAAAGGCCUGCAAUAGAUAAACAUCAGCAGGAACGUGGAGGGUAAAAAAACAUCCAAGUUUGGAGGUGGGAUGACCUGUGCAGAGUGCCAUCACACUACGUGUGUCUGCAGAAACAUUAUGUGGAGGCACCGCCCACACUACCGGCGCUGAACUCCAGCCAGCUCUGCAGGAGGGCACGGCCUUAUCAGCACAAUGCCUCUCAAUGCCAUCUCAUCUCUGGCCAGUUUGUCACAGCGCUGCUCAUUCAUCGCUCUUCCUCGCUGUUUGUUUUGUGCAGAUUUACUCUCCUCUUGCUCUCUCUGUCUCUCUUUCUCACUCUCUGUCUUGGAGGCAGCUUUUGGUGGGUGGGUGGGUGGGUGGGUGGUGGGUGUUGUGAUGUUGUCGGGCUCUUAUCUCCAGGUGUGGAGAUGUCGCUCUGUUUAAAAAGGUGUGAAUAGCUUUAUGCUGCUUGGCCGCUUCCUCUGGCUCUUAAUUUGAGGAGCUGAGGUCAGCUCACAGACAGAAAUAAAGAAAACAUCAGAUAAAUACAUAAAUAAAUAAAAACCAAACCAGCAUAUCAGUAGUGUAGUCAUCAGCCAGUGUACCCAACUGGUCCCACUUUAAUGUCCAUCUGCUCUGCUGCUAUCUGAGAUUUAGCUUUCAAAUAUCUACUUUAAAGGGAGAUCUGUACAAAAGGAUGAAGCUCCAUCACAUGAUUUUUUUUUUCUCGUAGCUUUAUGCUUUUGAUCAUAUUUCACAGUGCUUUGCAUUAGUAUUUACUCUCCAAAAACUUUUUCCACAUUUCAUGUUAUGCACAUAGAAAAGGAUUUUAUUUGGGUUGGACCAAAAAAGAAAAAAUAGUCCUAAAAGCUAAGAUCAGAUACAACCCAUUGCCUUCAGUUUGACUUGUGCAUCCAAUAAACUGGCUGUAUAUUUAUGUCGACGAUGCACUUCCAUGCUCCUUCCAUUGUGAGAUGUGAAGCCACUAUACCGCCUCGAUGGGCAGAGACAUAUCGCCCUGUAAGAGUCAAGGCAUGCGCCGAAGUGGUCUGCUAGGUCAGAGAUCCCUAAGGUCCAGAUGCAGUCCAAAGUAGAACAGGUACUUGUGUUGGUUCGAAUCAGAAACUCAUGGCUGUUGAAGGUUUUACGUUUUCUGUCCCUGUCCCUCCACUACUGAUCCAGAAAACAAGGAAGCAGUAGCCCUCAUUUGUCAACAGAGCUGUCAAUCAAUCAUAUUGUUAAAAUCAAGAAAAUAAUUCAAACUAAACUUCUCAGAAAAAUUUACACUCGCGCAUAUAUCAGCAGGAUAACAACUAACUACAACAACUGAACCCAUGCUUUAAAACAUGUAUUUAACACAAAUUUUAAUUGUAUGUUUCACCCAUGUUCCAUCUGUUAAUGUGAAGGAGGUGGGGUUUAUGCAGCCAGUCAGUAAGGAGAGUCUGUGUAUUAAAUAGCUUGCCACAAGGGUUCAUAGUCUAUUGUCCAUUAUGUCUCCUUCAUACGCUGCUUUUGUUUAACAAGUCCAAACAAAUACCAGAUUUUUAGCACAGUGAGAUGUGGAAAAUUCAAGAGUCUUCAGUACUUCUGCGCAGCACUGUUGCCGUUCUAACCCUGCACCAGCUUAUGUACUGUAUGUGUGUGUAUUUAGCCUUACUUGAAUUAGUUUGUUGAAUUUGACUUUGAUUGCUUUUCACUCUUUGAAUCACACAAAUAACGUAGUUGAAUUAAAUUAAAGAGCGGCAGUAAAACAGCUUGAUUGUCUCCCUUGCUGGUGAAUCAUUUUAAUAUUAAGCACAUGUAUCAUCCAUGCCUUACGAAGCCCACUGCACCGCCACAUUGAACAUGUGGUCAAAAUGAAUGUGUUUCUGCUAGCCUUUAAUGACCCUUAUCUCUGCCCUGUCAUACGUGCCCAAACAGGGACUUACAGUCCGAUCACUGAGGUCUAGCAGACUCUGAAUGUCCCCUCAGUCUAAGGUGCGUUUGAUAGGAAACCCUUCUCCUGUUGUUGCUUUGUGCGCUGCUCCCUCAGCUCCUCCUGCGCUCUCAGUGCUUCAGCGACUCACUUGGGUAUUGUUUUAUAAAGACUCAUUAGUAAUGUAUUUGACUGAAUGAACCACAAUGGGUUUGGAUUGUGUCUUUGAGUCUUAGAUAUAGGUUUUGUGUGUUGGGCCCUGGUGCUCUGUGGACAGGGUCAGAGGUGUGUUUGGUCCCUUUUUGCUUCCAUACAAUAGAGGAGUGUGCACAUUCAUGAAAAAAAGGGAUAGAUCAGAGACAGGAAGGAUGAUCUGUACACUCUGUCAGUAGCUUCAAUGAAUUUGAAAGGAAUUAAACAAAGGGAGACAGCUUUCGAACUGCUGUAAUCUUCAAGGCAACUGUUGACUCAUGAGGAUCUUUACAUGACUUUAAAUUAACAGAGAAUGACACACUGUGCAGAUCUUUCUUCUUUGCUCCUACUUUUCUUGCUUCCAGACUUAAGUUAUACUAUCAUUUUAUAUUCCAGCAGCAUGCGGUAGAGCAUUACUUGAAAUCUGAGGGAAAAUCCAUCCUUAAAACCUUCAAAUUUAUUCUGCUUUUGCUGACAUGGCUGUAUUUUGUUUUUUGCUCCAGCUUUAUUGCUUGGUGUUGGGCUUUUUGAGAUAAUAAGCCAGACUUGCAUCACAUAGCAUCAUCACAUUUACGUCCCCACAUCCUCUCUUGGGUUUUUGGAUAUCAGCAGCAGGAAAUAACUCUCAAACAAAUAAGUGGAUGAAGCGAAUUGUGGGAAAGUUUCUUCAAAAAAACACCCCCAAAAAUAAAAGACUGUUUUUGUAGAUCACAGAUUGUAGAUCACAGCUUGUAGGAGCCCAUGAGAGGCAAGAGAUAAGAAAAAUCUGGAAAAACAAAACAAUACAUUUUUAUGUCUCCAUUUCUAAUUUCUAGUUUAACUCUGUUAUAUGAUUUGUUUUCUCAGUUGGAUAUACAUUCUUUUUCUUUUCCUGAAAACAAUUUUAUUUUCAUUGGAACAUGAUUCAUAACUUGACUAUACAUAGAGUGGAGGUAGCAUCUGUUUUGAAGAUAUGCAGAAAUGAAUUCCCAUUAAAAGGAAUUAUUAAUGCAUCUUGUCUUAUUGAGAACAUGGAAUGGCGAUGUACUUAAUCCUCCUUUGGCUAAAUGAAUGCAAUAUUUUUUCACAAAAAUAUCCUCCAUGAACAUAUAAUCAGUUAACAUUUUUUUUUUAUGUAAAGGGAUAGUUCCCACUUUUUUUUCCCAAGUAGAGUGGUAUGCGGUACUGGUUAUUAGUAGGUGUAUUACCCACAAGAGAUGCUGGUUAGCUCCGCCCCUUUAUUGUAUGUUGAUACGACCUCAUACUACUCCACUUUUUGAAAAAAAGUAACUAUCCCUUUAAGUCAAAUUGGCAGCUUUUUACUUUAGCCUCCUGUGGUUCAAAAUUCAAAUAACCAUUAGAAUAAAAAUCUGCUUUUUUUCCCCACCUGCUAAAAAAAAAUGCUUUAAAUGCUUUAGCCACUUUUUUUCCUGUCUAUUUUUCUUCCCCUCUAAAAUUAAAAAAAUAAAUAAAUGGUUUGAAUUAUGCUGUCAAAAAGUUUCUUCCCAAAAUGAUCUCAAGUCUGUACCAAAUCUAUUAAAGUAGACUUUGAAAUGAGUAACUAGAUUUUUUUUUAUCUUGCCUCUCAGGGCCGUCAUAGCUGAAAUAAGAACAUUUCAGAAUAUUUAAGGAUGGAACUUUCCUUCCCAUUAUACAAAGCUGAUUUUUUUUUCUCACAAAUUAAACAAGCUUUAUUCGAUCUCGCUUUAGUUCAGAUCCACUUGUCCAUCCCUUGUGAAUGUGGCCCCCUCGGUCCAGACCAGCAGAACCCCUGUCCCUGUCCCAGCUCUCCACGGCUCUGUAACAUGCUGGCACUCUGGCCACCAGGCACUAUAGGUCUGUAUAGCCUUGUUAUUUACUACUGAAUCCUCAACUCUGUACAGAUGAUAAGAAUAUGAUCGCAUGGAACCUUGUUACUGUAAUAAUAACCUAUACAGUAUAUAAUAUUUAAUUUUUUGAUAACUUACAUCAAUGAAACCUAAUUUACCAACAACAGACGGACUUGCGAGGGAAGUUUGUAUUUUCUUUGAGCACAUGGUAUCUAAGGAUCUCAUUUCUUUUUUGUUUUGUAGAGUAGAGGUUGUUUCUUCAUUGUUCCCGUUUGGUUUUUACAGUUUCUGGGGUUUUGUGUCUUUUACUGUAGGGAGAAGAAUACGUUGUUAUCAUGUUUAAGGUAGACAAGAUUCAUGCUUACGCUAAUAAAUGACUAUGAUGAUCAUUUCAGAGAUGGUUAUCCGGUGUGAGAAAGUUCAAGAGUUUGUGAAUGAACUGUGUCUGGUUUACACUGAGCGAUAAGCAGUGAUGAAUCCUGGGAUAUGAAGUUUUUUGACUGUACAUUGAAGGGCUUGGUGUGGAUGCAGGCUCUAGAGACCAAUAACAAUCAUGUAGAUGUUUGCAAACUCUUCCAGCAUGGUACUCAAAGUCCUCCUCCAUCUGUUAAUGAAUAAAAACCUUUAAUAACAGUGAAAGAGUGAUCAGGCUCACAUCAAUUACAUCUGACCCAAAGUCCCUGUUUUCCUUUUUGUUGUCUCUUCAGUCUCUAGAGCCCGAGAUCCACCUCUGAGAAAUAAAAGGAUUCUCUGUAUUGCCUUGUUAAUAUUAAUUGUGGACACAUAAUUUUAUAAAUGACGAAGACGUGGAAAUAAAGAUAAUUUAUCUUGUUAUUUA
Notolabrus celidotus (New Zealand spotty) is the source of this 8572-nucleotide messenger RNA. RefSeq names its product ATPase sarcoplasmic/endoplasmic reticulum Ca2+ transporting 3 (gene atp2a3). Lineage: Eukaryota; Metazoa; Chordata; Actinopteri; Labriformes; Labridae. Gene Ontology annotation, molecular function: ATP hydrolysis activity; ATP binding; P-type calcium transporter activity. Bases 285 to 3299 code for a protein of 1004 amino acids. The transcript is spliced from 21 exons. Gene Ontology annotation, cellular component: membrane. The record is from RefSeq and is a predicted model, not a curated record. Gene Ontology annotation, biological process: calcium ion transmembrane transport; intracellular calcium ion homeostasis.